This is a messenger RNA of Cuscuta epithymum, 623 nucleotides long. The record is from the annotation of a GenBank genome assembly. NCBI's taxonomy places the organism in Eukaryota, Viridiplantae, Streptophyta, Magnoliopsida, Solanales, Convolvulaceae.
CCGCGUUCUCCCCUCCCUGCUCAAUCCGCGCUUCAACUCACAGCGUAGCAAUCGGCCCUACAAUUUACAUCUCCGACGCAAUCUACCUUCGCAGAUGGUAGGAUUUUAACCUCCGCCUUCAACUUCGUUGUCGGCAGAAGCAUAGAUGAAAACUCCGAUUUGAUGCCUAUCUUCUCCGUUGUCCUCGCUGGCCUCCCCUACCAUGGACGAAGACUCCGAUUUGAGGCCGAAAGUUCUGGAUCCGCCUUCCUCAAUGGGCGGCGACUCUGUUUUGGGCCCGUCGGUGCUGGAUCUGCCAUCUUGAAGGAUGAUGACUCCGAUUUGGGGCCGCCACCGCUGGCGGAGGUGCGGUUGUUGUAUUCUGUUCUUCCUGCUUUCCUUAAAUGAAGAAAGAAAGCUUGAAUCUGCCUGCUUCUCGUCCUCUGCACAGCCCUGCUUGCUUCCUCCAUUCCAGAUCUAUGAUGAUGUUGCAGCGGCUGGGGAGUGGCGGGGCAGCGAUGGUUCAGGGAAAGCUUGUGUUUUCGUCAUUAUUGAGGAGAAGCAGCCUCAAAGAGCAUGGUCAAAGGAUCAGAUAUGGUCAUUCAAUGGCAACCCCAAAAUUGUGGGCAGGAGAUGAGAUUGGG